CCUGCAACUCUUGCAUCUGUGUGUGGGGGCGAGUGAUUGCCGGCCGGCCGACUCUUAUAUAUAACAAGAAAUAUAAAUCCGCUAGGUGAGAGCGAGCAAGGGCGUAACUCGGAUACGCUGCACGCAGCUGGGAGACAAAGCAGAGAGAAUCGAUCGAGAAGAUGGAGAUGGGUGCGAUGGAGGAGUGGACCUUCAGCUUCCUGGCCAUGGCCGUGGGAUUCGUGGUGGUGGUGUACUUGUACGAGCCCUACUGGAAGGUGCGGCACGUGCCGGGGCCCGUGCCGCUGCCGCUCGUCGGGCACCUCCACCUGCUGGCCAAGCACGGCCCGGGCGUCUUCGCCGCGCUGGCCAAGAAGCACGGCCCUGUCUUCAGGUUUCACGUGGGAAGGCAGCCGUUGAUCAUCGUGGCCGAUGCAGAGCUUUGCAAGGAGGUGGGCAUCAAGAAGUUCAAGAGCAUCCCCAAUCGAAGCUUGCCUUCGCCCAUCGCUAAUUCUCCGAUCCAUCUCAAAGGACUCUUCGCUACAAGGGAUUCGAGGUGGUCGGCGAUGCGGAACAUCAUCGUCUCCAUCUACCAGCAGUCGCACCUCGCGGGGCUGAUCCCGGCCAUGGAGUCGUGCAUCCAGCGCGCGGCGACGAACCUCGACGACGGCGAGGAGGUCGUCUUCUCCGACUUGGCGGUGAGCCUCGCCACCGACGUCAUCGGGCAGGCGGCGUUCGACGCGGACUUCGGCCUGUCGAGAAAGCUGGCGGCGCCUGGCGACGAUACGGAGGGAGUCGACGGCGGCGGAGCUGCGGCGAAGGCGUCGUCGGAGUUCAUAGACAUGCACAUCCACUCGACCACGUCGCUCAAGAUGGACCUGUCGGGGUCGCUCUCCACCAUCGUCGGCACGUUCGUGCCCUUCCUGCAGAAGCCGUUGCGGCAGGCGCUCCUGAGGGUCCCCGGCUCCGCCGACCGGGAGAUCACCCGCGUGAACGGCGAGCUCCGCAGGAUGAUGGACGGCAUCGUCGCCGCCCGCGUGGCGGCGAGGGAGCGCGCGCCGGCGUCGCAGCCGCACAAGGACUUCCUGUCCGUUCUGCUCGCGGCGAGGGAGGGCGACGCGUCCACGCGGGAGCUGCUCUCGCCGGACUACCUGAGCGCGUUGACCUACGAGCACCUCCUCGCUGGGUCGGCGACGACGGCGUUCACGCUGUCGUCGGUGGUCUACCUCGUCGCCGAGCACCCGGAGGUGGAGGACAAGCUGGUCAGGGAGAUCGACGCGUUCGGCCCUCGCGACCGCGUCCCCACGGCAGAGGAUCUUCAGACCAAGUUCCCAUACCUCGAUCAGGUGGUGAAGGAGUCGAUGAGGUUCUUCAUGGUGUCGCCAUUGGUGGCGCGAGAGACCUCCGAGCGGGUGGAGAUCGGUGGCUACGUCCUUCCAAAAGGUACAUGGGUGUGGAUGGCUCCUGGGGUCCUCGCCAAGGACCCCAUCAACUUCCCAGACCCAGAGUUGUUUCGGCCGGAGCGGUUCGACCCUACCGGCGACGAGCACAAGAGGCGGCACCCGUAUGCCUUCAUCCCCUUUGGAAUCGGCCCCAGGGUUUGCAUCGGCCAGAAGUUCGCCAUUCAAGAGAUCAAGCUCGCUGUGAUCCACCUCUAUCAGCGCUACGUGUUCCGGCACUCUCCCAGCAUGGAGUCGCCUCUGGAGUUUCAGUUUGGGAUUGUGGUCAACUUCAAGCAUGGUGUCAAGCUUCAGGUCAUCAAGAGGCACAAGAAUUACUAGAUCAAUUGCUAGUGGUUAUGUGAAUUUUGAUCUUUAUUUGGGUUUAUUACUCCGAGCAAAGGCGCAAAUGUACAUACAGCAUUUAAGAAGAUAAACACAAUAUAAAAUUUAGAAU
Messenger RNA from Panicum hallii, 1875 nucleotides. Its product is annotated as cytochrome P450 711A1-like. The record is from RefSeq and is a predicted model, not a curated record. NCBI's taxonomy places the organism in Eukaryota, Viridiplantae, Streptophyta, Magnoliopsida, Poales, Poaceae. Gene Ontology annotation, molecular function: monooxygenase activity; heme binding; iron ion binding. Bases 162 to 1760 code for a protein of 532 amino acids. The transcript has 4 exons.